This is a messenger RNA of Scatophagus argus, 4582 nucleotides long. RefSeq names its product phosphofurin acidic cluster sorting protein 2. The transcript has 24 exons. NCBI's taxonomy places the organism in Eukaryota, Metazoa, Chordata, Actinopteri, Scatophagidae. Gene Ontology annotation, biological process: protein localization to plasma membrane. Gene Ontology annotation, molecular function: transmembrane transporter binding. Bases 204 to 2957 code for a protein of 917 amino acids. The record is from RefSeq and is a predicted model, not a curated record.
UCAGUUGACGGUAAAGAUGUCCCACCCUAAAAGCAGGGACGUGCUGCCCCCUAUCAGUUGUGACAUGCCCCGCCCCGCCUAUCAUCAUCUCCAGUCAGUGUAGAGGAGCUGGGAGUCAGGAGCAGGAGCAGGCAGCAAAGAGUUCAGCGGCUCCCGCGUUCGUCCGACACUUAGCUAGAGCUGCUCCCCUGGCAGUGGAGGUGAUGAUGGCGGCGGCUGUAGAGAGAGGAGGCGUGCGGGCCGCUUUCCUGAACCAGAGCAGCGGUGGCGGUGGUGGACCGGCACCGACAACCCUCCCGACCGGAGCGUUAGCCGGGGCUGUGGUGUUGGGCUCCGGCAGCAUGCCUGUACCUAUGAACCUCUUUGCGACCUGGGAGAUAGAUCGAUCAUCCCCAAGCUGCGUUCCGAGACUCUGCAGCCUCACGCUGAAAAAGCUGGUCGUCCUUAAAGAACUGGACAAAGAGCUGAACUCCCUGUCUAUAGCAGUCAAAAUACAGGGUUCGAAACGUCUUCUCAGAUCAAAUGAGUACGUCCUCCCUCCCAGUGGACUGAUGGAGACAGAUCUGGAGCUCACAUUCUCACUACAGUAUCCCCAUUUUCUGAAGAGGGACGCCAAUAGACUGCAGAUUAUGCUGCAGAGGAGGAAACGCUAUAAGAAUCGAACCAUCCUGGGUUAUAAAACUUUGGCUGUGGGAGUUAUCAAUAUGGCUGAGGUGAUGCAACACCCGACAGACGGAGGACAGAUUCUGGGUCUCCAUAGCAACGUGAAGGAGGCGCCAGUGCGUGUGGCAGAGAUCAGCGUGUACUCUCUGUCCAGCCAGCCAAUCGACCAUGAGGACGGUAGUGGCCAAGCUGGCCGCAAGACCAAAACCUCAGACCGCUCCCCAGACAUGGAUAACUAUUCUGAGGAAGACGAUGACAGCUAUUCGUCAGAACAGGAAGCCAGUGAUGAUGCAGUUCAUGGCCAGGACCUUUAUGAUGAAGACGAUGAGGUCAGGAAGCCCAAGAAGCCCCGGAGGAAAAUGAUUCGAACCACCUCCAUGACCAGACAACCUAACUUUAAGCAAAAGUUUGUGGCCUUGUUGAAGAGGUUCAAGGUAACAGAUGAGGUCCUGGACUCUGACCCAGUUGACCAGACCCAGGAGGUGGAGGAGGAUCUGGACUUGCUCUAUGAUAGUCUGGAGGUGUACAACCAGAGUGACAGUGGGCCAGAGAUGGAGGACAAUGAGAGCGUCCUCAGCACACCCAAACCCAAACUCAAACCAUUUUUUGAAGGGAUGUCUCACUCCAGUUCCCAGACAGAAAUUGGAAGCAUACACAGCCAAAAAAGCCAGCAGAGAGAGCUGUCAUGUCCUAGUGGAGACUUUUUGACCGUGGACAGAUGUAAGGUGCAAGGGGCCCGGUAUCAAGAUGACAGCAUCACAGACACAACCACUGGGGAGCCAGAGCCUGAUGACAGCGGGACAGGGCUGGGGGAGGUGAGCAGCUGGGACGUCAGUACUGAACGGAUGACCAGCACUGUUGGCAAGCUCUGCAAAACAGAGUCCCAGAACCACAUGUCCCCCAGAGUGGAGAACAGGCUGCCGAGGCGUCCUCGCAGCACCUCCAUGAAAGACAGACAGAACUCCAAAGCCCAGAGCGACAGGACCAGCAGCAUGGAGAGCGAGUGCUCCCCGGACUCACGACUCAUUGCGCAGGUUCCCAGGAAGUCUGUUUACGAUCAGCUGAACCAGAUCCUCAUCUCUGACGAACGCCUUCCAGAGAGCAUCAUCCUCAUCAACACGAUGGAGUGGCAAGGACAGUAUGUAGCCGAGUUGCUCCAUGAACAGGCCCAGCCCAUUGUGUCCACCUGCUCUGCUGCUGAUGUUCAGGCCGCCUUCAACACCAUCGUCACUCGUAUCCAGAGAUUCUGUAACUGUAACGCACAAACACCACCGACGAUGAAGGUGGCAGUGGCAGGCGACCAGAGUUACCUCAGCACCAUUCUGAGGUUCUUUGUGGAGCAGCUGGCCAACAAGACACCUGACUGGCUCAGUUACAUACGCUUCCUUGUGAUCCCCAUAGGUUCUCAUCCCCUGGCAAAGUAUGUGGCCUCCUUUGACAGCAGGUUCAACAGCAUCUUUAUGGACACUGCAUGGAGGGAGCUGUUCUGCAGGACGGAACGGCCGGCCUCAGAUAACAUAGAUGUAGCAGGACGAGUUGUUCAGUAUCUGGCCGGUGCCAAUGUGUCCCACCAGUUCCCCAUCUCAGAAGCCAUGCUCACCUACAAACAGAAGAGCCCUGAUGAGGACUCCUGUCAGAAAUUUGUGCCAUUUAUUGGGGUUGUGAAAGUUGGGAUCGUAGAGCAAAGCCUCUCGACUUCAGUGGACUCAGAUGAUGCCAUGGGAGGCAACACAAGCAUCCUGUCCUCCCCCACACCCCCAUCGGCUGGUCCGUAUGGGAAGGAGAUUGGGGGAACCCCCCCACAGUCUCCCUCUGUGUCCACUUCCCUUUCUGGAGCUGGUUCUCCAUGUUCAGGCAGUGAAGUGAUGGGGCUCCAGGUGGACUACUGGACAUGGCAAGGCCCAGAAAAGAAGAAAGAAGGGGAGAAGAGAGACGUGGGACUAAAGAAUACCCUGAAGAGUAACUUCCGUUCACUUCAAGUGAGUCGCCUACCUUGUGGAGGAGAGCUCACCCCUCCACCCAGCAUGGCCAUGACUGUAGUCACCAAGGAGAAGAACAAGAAAGUGAUUUUUCUCAGCAAGAAGCCCAAGGAGAAAGAGCUGGACUCUAAGAGCCAAGUGAUUGAUGGUAUCAGCAGGUUGAUCUGUACAGCCAAGCACCAGCACACGAUGCUGAGAGUCACUAUCGAUGGUGUGGAGUGGAAUGAUGUGAAGUUUUUCCAGCUCGCUGCCCAGUGGCCAACACAUGUCAAGCACUUCCCGGUGGGCAUCUUUGGGUACACUAAGCCCGUGUGACCCAGGCCACCCUCCACCCAACCACCACCAGACUCUCCGCUGCACUUGUCUCACCGAGAGGCUACAGAGAAUUAGAGGAAAAGCCAACAGGCCCCCAGCAGUAAUAGUUUUCCUGUGGAAAUCUUGCUGACUCACAACCACGUGUUCAAUACACAAAUUUCAUGUUAAUGUCAAUUUGAUGUUUUGAUGUUGUUGGGUGUUGUUGUUUUCUACACACUACAAAAAGAACAAGUACUAUUUUGUAAGAUUUGUGCUACCGCCUCGGAGAUAUUUUGAGGUUUUUGACAAUUUGCCACAUUUCGAUAAUGGCAGCUGUGUUUGCACUUUGUUUGUUAACAUUUUAUUAUUUCUGUGAAAUCCUACAUUUAUUGUUACUCUAUAGACAAUGGAGGAGUGUGAUGGUGAUGUGCAGUGGCGUGUGUGAGAUUGUUUGAGACCGUGUUUGUGUUUGUUGUUGAGAGUUGGACUAUUGCUGUGAAUCUAGAUGGAAACCUUCUCUUCUAACUCAGUGCUCAGUUUUCUUACUCGUCCCUUUACUUUCUCAAAAAAGUACAUUUUUUAUAGAAAGGAACAGAAGUUCUUUUUGCCUCGUUGCUUUUAAGCACACUGUGUACCUAAAGCAAGUCAAAAAAAAAACAAAAAACCCAACUCAAUCAAGUUAUUUUUGAAGGUAGCUAUGAUGAAUGUAGCUAUGACACAUUUGUAACAUGUGAGCAGGUCAUCGAUCACUUUGUUAUUGUAAGUGCUGAAGAUUUUGUAUCGGUGUUAGUGUACAUUCAGACUGUACAGUAUCACCCACUUAGAAGCAGGGUAAAGACGACAAACAAAACAACAUAUUUCAGCUGAAUGCCAAAUUAGGUUGUGACGGUAUGAUCUGUUUUGUGUCAAGGUCCUGAAUUGUUUUUCACCAUUUCCCAGCUGCAGUUUUCGCCUGUGCUGUAAUUGGGCCUUGUCGGAGUAAUUUUAAGUUUUAACUGCAUUCAUUAGGCAAGCGUGGCCACCGUGUGUUCAGAUUGAGGUAAUGGCUUACCUGAGAGGACGUCUGACAGACCCGCAGUAACAUAACAAAUGCUGGAUUACUCCAGAUGUUUAGUGAUGUGCCAAAGUCGUAUUUGUUUUUCAGUCUAUUCCCCACAGCUCUUGAUGUGGCCAAACUUAAUGGUAUGUUAAACUGGAAACUAAAAUCAUACAUUUGUGGUCCCUGUGGAGAUCAGCAUUAAGAUUACUGUGUUAUUAGUCGUGACAGAUUUACCAGUUAGUGCUUCUCAUUUGGCCAAAUGUAAACGCAUUAGGCAUUUACAAGACGUGUGCUCAUUAUAACCAAGCAGUUACAGUUGUGUCCUCUAAUACAGCUUCACUGUGGUUAGACAUGCCAGUAGUACCAAACCUAAAGCUUACUGCUAAGUUGGUCAUUUAGUAUUGUGUAGGCCUGCUAUGGGAUAAAAUACAGAUGAAUUGGUCUGACUCGAAACGUGCUUAGACAGUAGUGUCAAGCACAAUGCAAGUAUUGAAUUGCUUUUAAAAUAAGAUGAAAAGUGUAUGGAGUCUUGCCAGAUGUCCAAGUCACUGCCUGUGUGUGUCUGUGUUGGUGUGCUAUAUGUUUGAUGGUACUCCCUGAAUAGUGU